AUGGAGCAGAUCGUGGCGGCCAAGGAGGUGGCGCGGAAGCAGUCGACGCGCAUGUCCAUCCGUGGCUUCGCCAAGUCCUUCCGGCGCUCGAGCCAGGCGCCGGAGCGGGCGCCGGCGCCGACGGUCGCCGAGGCGGCGCCGAGCCCGCUGACGCCCGAGUUCUGCGCGCUGCCGGAGAUGCCGGAGAAUCGCGAGGGCGUCAUCCUCGACAACCGCCACCCCAUGCGCCUCACCUACGGCGAGAGGGUGCCGCUGCGGACGUCGCCGGACGGCGACGAGGUUACGACGUCGGUCGUCGAGUUCUACUGCGGCGUCCAGCCGCGGCCGAAGCGCGACGGCGGCAGCGCGCUGCGCGUGCCGAACAUCUACGCGGGCCGCACCUUCAUCGUCGAGCCGCGCCACGUCGUCGGCCGCGUCGGCGUGCUCUCCGUCGUCCGGCUCCCCGGCGACUGCGGCGACGCGACGAGCAACGACAAGUCCCUCGCGCCGGCGCCGACCAUGCCCGCGCAGAUCGCCGAGGAGCCCGCCGUCGCCGAGGCCGCCGCGGAGCCCCGCGAGCCGCCGAGCGACGACGAGUCGCUGGAGCUCGGCCCCGUGACGUUCCGCACCUUCGAGCGCCUGAGCGCGCCGACGAAGCCCGCCGAGAAGGUCAGGCCCGCCGACGUGUCGGAACCGGCGGCGGACGACGACGACGACGAGGACCUCGGGCCCGUGACGUUCGGCUGCUUCUCGAAGAUCCACACGUCGGAGACGUUCCGCGCGAACAAGGCGUCGCAGGAGCGCAUCGCCGCGGAGCUCGUGGCGCAGCGGGACGCGCGCGCGAGGGCGGACGAGCUCGCGGCGCAUUUCGGCGACUGGGAGGACAGCGACGGCGACGGGGAGGACGCGGAGCCCGUGCGCUUCGAGCACUUCCGGCGGCUGUCCGCGCGGGCGCGCGCGUCCAUGGACGCCAAGGCCGCGGCGCUGGCCCGCGAGGCCGCGGAGGCCGAGGAGCGGCGGAAGCGCGACGCGGCGCUCGCCGCGCACUUCGGGGACUGGGAGGACUCGGACGACGAGUCGUCCCUCGCCGAGCCCGUGACCUUCGCGACGUUCCAGUCGCUGUCGACGCGGGAGCUGGUCGGCACGAGCGACGUGUCGAAGCCCGCGGCGGACGCGUGCCGCGUGUCGCUGCUGCUCGCGCGGCGCGCGGCGGACCGCGCCGACGAGGAGACCGCCGCGCGCGACGCGAGCCGGCGGCUCUCCGUGGCGGCGGCCGAGGCCGCGCGCGUCGCCGACUUCCUGCGCCUGAAGCAGGAGCGCGACGAGGACCUGGACCGCGUCGCGGCGAACGAGGCGGCCCUCGACGCGAAGCGCGCGCUCCGCGCGGCGCCGGCGGCGCCGCCGGACGCGCGGGGGUCCAUGGUCGCCCAGGCGCCGGCGAUCAACGACCUCGACGACGGCUGGCGGCGCUCCGACGCCGGCGACGACGACGACGGCGCGCCCUACGACGACGCGCGCGCGUCCAUGGUCACGCAGGGGCGGCGCAUGUCCGCCGCGGCCCUGGCGUCGCUCCAGCUCGCCGAGCGCUUCGCCAAGGAGGCCGCGGACGAGGAGGCGCGCGCGUCGAAGGUGCGCCGCGCGUCGCAGGCCGCGGAGCAGGCCGAGGCCCUGGCGCGGCUGCGGGCCGAGCGGGCCGCCGCGGCGGCGCGCGAGGCCGCGGCGGCGGCGGCGGCCGCGGACCCGACGAACCGCCGCAUCUCGCGCGCCGCGGCCGAGGCCGCGCGCGUCGCCGAGCUCGUCCACCGGCGCCGGGAGGAGGUCGAGAGCGCCAAGGCCGCGGCCGCCGAGGCCGCGCGCGUCUUCGAGAUGUUGGACCGGGCCGCGGAGGACGACGAGCGGCGGCGCGCCGAGGAGUCGCGGCGCGCCGCGGACGCGCUGUCGACGCGGCUCGGGUCGCCCGCGCCGAAGCCGCCGGGCAAGAAGAAGUCGCCGGCGACGGAGAAGAAGUCGCGCUGGGGCGGCCAGCCCGUCGAGGCCGCGGGCCCCGCCAAGUCGAAGCGGGUGUUGGCCGCGGAGAAGGGCAAGCGCGACCGCGAGCGCGCGCGCGAGCUGAAGCGCGUCGCGAUCGCGAAACGGAAGGCGGACCACCUCGCGGCCGCGAAGCGCCGCGAGGACAUGGCGCGGCGCGCGGAGCGGGACCGCCAGGCCGCCGCGGAGCUCGCGGCGAAGAAGAAGGCGGAGAUCGUCGAGAAGGAGCGCGCCAAGGCGGCCGCGGCGAAGAAGAAGGCGGACGACCAGCGCGCGGCGGCGCGCGCGGCGGCCGAGGCGGAGAGCGCGCGCGUCUUUUCCGCGGCCAUCGUCGCCAAGGCCUUCGCCGCCGCCGCCGCGGACCGCGUCACGCUGCUGGAGGCGUCGCCCGAGGCCGCGCUGGACCGCGAGCGGCGCCGGUGGCGCGAGGCGCGCGCGCACGCGGCCGACGGCGCGGUCGCGGCGGCCCACCGCGCGGCGCGGGCCGCCGCGGCCGCGCUCGAGGCCGUCGCCGCGCGGCGCGUGCCGCUGUUGGACGGCGACUUCGACCUCCUCGACGGGUUCCCGGGGGCGGGCGGCGCGGACGCGGCGCUGGCGGCGUUCGCCGAGGAUUUGGGCGGCCCGGCCAAGGACUACGUGCUCCCGUCGAUCACGAAGCACGGCGACCUCAUGGUCGUCGGCGCGCGGCACCGGCCGCCGCGGGGGUUUCGCGUGCGCUGCGACAAGGACGCGGCGCUGGUCUACGCGUAUUUGGACGCGGCGGCGCGCGACUACCCGCGGCCCGCGACGUACCGGCGGCCCAAGCCCAAGCCCGAGUGGGACGACAGCAUGGUGCCGACGCCCAUCGGCCGCUGGGACCCGGACCACGCGGGCGAGCUGAGCCCGAAGCGGUCGCCGCAGCGGCCGCCGCGCGCGCGGCCGAGCCGGUCCGCGACGCCGCGCGCCGCGAAGCAGGCGGCGGCGGCGGACCACGCCGCGGCGCCGGAGGAAUUGGACGCGCGGCCCAAGUCCGCGAACCCGCGGGCGGCGUCGCAGCAGCCCCGCGCGCCGUCGCCGCGGAAGCCGCGGUCCGCGGGCGCCGCGCGGCCGCCGCCGGGCGGCGUCGGGUCCCCGAAGAAGCACCGGCCGCCCUGGGACGGCCGCUUCGUCGUCGACGACGCCGCCGCGGCCAAGUACGGCGUCGCCCACUUCACGCCCGAGCGGCCGGCCCGCGGCGGCCCGGGCGCCGACUCGCCGCGCGUCCGCAACGUGCACACGGCCCCGGCCAAGGCCGGCGCGCACUCCGCGGACCUCCUCGAGUCGUUCCCCUUCGCCGCGCCGCGGCCGCACCCGAGCAUCCCGGCCGCGCCGCCCAUGCCCGCGCCCUACUACCCCCCGAACCGCGCCUGGAUGCGCGCGUACGCCUGCGCUGUCGCGGCGCUGCUCGCGUGCGCCGCGGCGGAGCGGCCGCAGACGGCCAAGGAGCGGUCGACGAAGGAGCGGACGAAGAGCAUCACCGACCGGGAAAAGGCCCGCCACGGCCUCUACACGCAGGACGUCCAGCGCCACACCGCGUCCCACGGCGCGGACCGGAAGCACGCGCACCAGGUCAAGUUCGACGGCAAGGGCAAGCGGAACAAGUUCCAGCGGAAAGACCGGAAGCUGCGCGAGGACAAGAAGAACGCGGCGCACGACAGAAAGGCGCGGAAGCACCAGCGCGACCGGCGCUACCGCCUCGACCUGUGA
Molecule: messenger RNA, 3732 nt
Organism: Aureococcus anophagefferens
Lineage: Eukaryota; Pelagophyceae; Pelagomonadales; Pelagomonadaceae
Exons: 3
Coding region: 1-3732 (1243 amino acids)
Source: RefSeq, a predicted model, not a curated record